AUGGCCGAUCGCGGAGGAGGUUCAGACCGGGAAAGCGAGGUGGAAGCCGCGGUGCUCCUCGGGGCCGUGGUGGCGAUGGCGCGCCUCGUGGAGGUGGCCGAGGCCGCGGUGACGACUCUAGCCGGGGCCGUGGACGUGGUGAUGGCCAAGAUGGCCGUGGUCGUGGACGUGGUGAUAGUCACGAUGGUCGGGGCCGUGGACGUGGUGGGUACGAGGGUGGCCGUGGUGGAUAUGAUGGUGGCCGCGGUGGAUACGACGGCGGUCGUGGCGGUUAUGAAGGUAGGGGCGGCGGCCGGGGCGGGCGCGGUUUUGGCGACCGCGGUGGCCGAGGUGAUCGUGGUGAUCGCGGUGGCCGUGGGCGUGGGUUUAGCCGCGGCGGUGGGCCCUCGAACAUUUGAGCAAAAGUCAUUGCCCAUCACCUUCCCGGAGCCUGACAAGCCCACCAACGAGCUCGAGAAUGACCUCUUGAGCGUCGAGGGCAAGAUGUCGUCCCUGUCCGUGAGCAAGGAGAUUGCUCACAGACUGCCCUAUCGCCCCGUGUUUGGCACUCGGGGCGUUCGGGUCAAGUUGUGGGCCAACUAUUUCAACCUUGACCUCAAGGCUGAUAGGGACCUAUACAGGAAGCUUCAAAAGAAUAAACGCGAAAAAGGCGAGGCCCCGCCCCUCAAGGGCGCCAAGCUCGCCCAGGUCGUCGAGGCCACUGUGGAACUCAUCAAGACCUUCAACGCGGGCGUGGCCCUCGCCACCGAGCUCAAGUCCAAGAUUGUCACCACUGCUAAGCUCAACCUGCCCCAGAACCCGAUGCUGGUGCCCAUCACCACCGAAGGGCGCUCCCGACGAGACAUGUACUCUGUCUCCUUUGAGGGACCGAGGCUUCUCGACCUCGCCGGCAUGGCCAAGUACGUCAAAACCAUGCAGGAACACGACUCUAGCUUCCCCAAGUUCGAGGAUGUUGUCGACGGUCUCAAUAUCGUGCUCGGUCACACCGCCCGUACGAACCGCACCAUCUCCGUCGUCGGCUCUCGUCGGUUUUUCGAGACCGGCGCCACGGGUGGGCCGGGCAGUGGGUAUGACAUGGACGAAGAGAAGACAUUCCUGGUUCCUACCGUCUUGGCUAUCUGCCGUGGCUACUUCCAGAGUGUCCGCCUCUCGACCGGCCGACUGCUCCUCAACACAAACGUCACGCACGGCGUCUUCCGAGUCGAGGCCGAAGUAAAGGACAUCUUCCGACGCCUCAACAUUGACCGAUGCAACUCAUUAGAUGACUUGGCCGUCCUUUCCCGCAUCUUUACCCGCGCUCGCGUCGAGUACCGCUUCAGGGGUGGCGCCAGCGACAAGGAUCUGAAGCGACAAAAGACCAUGAUGGGAAUUCUCGAGUCCGGCCGCGGGAUGCAGGUGGAGGGCUUGAAGAUUGAGGACACGCCCUACCCAGGCCCUUCGCAGGUCAUGUUCCUGACGUCUUUGCCAAACGAUGUGGCACCCACCUACCGAACUGUGACACAGUACUACAAAGAAAAAUACGGUGCCAGUCUCAACACCAACUGGCCGCUCUUGAACGUCGGGACCCCUAUUAAACCAACUUUUGUUCCGGCCGAGUUCUGCCGCAUCCUGCCGGCCCCUGUCAAGGUUAAGCUCAACGAGAUGGAUUCUCAGGCUAUGAUUGAAUUUGCAUGCCGCCAGCCUGGAGACAAUUACCAUUCCAUCAUGAACAAGGGCCAAGAAAUCUUGCAGCACGACGCAGCUCUUCUUAAAGAUUUUGGUGUCAAGGUAGGCAAGGGCCUCCUAACCGUCCAUGGACGUGAACUUUCCGCACCUACCCUCUGCUACAAGCCCGGCGUGGGCGGCAAGGGUCCCAGGGCCGCGGUGCCCAAGUUUAAGCCAUCCUUUGGAGCUUGGAACAUGAGCGGCCUCAAGUUCGCCAUCCCCGGCAGGCCCAUCACCCGGUGGGGCUGCGUCGCCAUCAGCAUCCAGGCGCCCGACGGCGAGAUCAUCCGGACCACCAACGAAUUUAGGGCGCAGGUCAACAACAACUGCGGGCUGCAGAUGGACGAAACCCCAACGGAUGGGUUGACGCGUGUCAUGAUUAGGCCCGGAGACCCGCAUGCGCAGGGGAAGAUUAACACGGCGCUCGCUAGGCUUGCAGAGGAGCGAAGGGUAGGCGACGUGGAUCUUGGCAUUCAUACCGUCUGCAUGGACUGGAAAAAGGCGAGCAAGGAUAAGGGACGGGCGGGCUACUUUGGUAACAUCGCCCUCAAGUGGAACCUGAAAAUGGGUGGUGUCAACCACCAGCUCGUCGACACCAUCGGGCUCGUCCAGAACGGCAAGACAAUGGUCGUGGGAUACGACGUCGUACACCCCACCAACGUGGCCACCGCAGAAGAGGCCGCCGCCCCCAGCGUAGUCGGUCUCGUUGCCAGCAUCGAUAAAGAGCUCGGGCAGUGGCCAGCCACGGCGUGGGUGCACACGAGCCGACAAGAGGUGUGCGAGGAUGAGCAGCUCAAGGGUGCCAUCGAAUCCCGCCUCGACUUGUGGAAGGCCAAGAACAACGGCCAGCUCCCGGAAAACAUCGUCAUCUACCGCGACGGAGUACAAGAACCCCCACGCUUGGCGCUCAUCGUAUCGGUGAAGCGGCACCACACGCGCUUCUACCCAACCAGCGCGGAGCACACUUCGCGCACAGGAAAUAUCCGCCCGGGAACCGUGGUGGACCGUGGCGUCACCCAGGCCCGAUACUGGGACUUUUUCCUCACUGCCCAUGACUCCAUCAAAGGAACGGCUCGUCCGGCGCACUACACAGUUCUCCUCGAUGAGAUCUUCACCCCCGAUCCGGAAGAAACGCGGCAGACGACUUGGAGACGCUGA
Messenger RNA from Parascedosporium putredinis, 2862 nucleotides. NCBI's taxonomy places the organism in Eukaryota, Fungi, Ascomycota, Sordariomycetes, Microascales, Microascaceae. The record is from the annotation of a GenBank genome assembly.